CCAUCGCUUUUUGAUAUCGUUCGACGACGUCAUCGUUGCGUUUUUAUUUUUGGAACAUCGUCCGUAGAGCUGGAUCCUCGUUCCAUCUCGCUCGCGCACGUGCGCUCAGAUGCGGCUUAGGACAAGGCGCUGAUGUUUAUUUUUAAUCUCGCGAUUUUCAUUUUUCUCGUACGCUAAUUAGAAAUUUUCCCCAUUAAUUCCAUCUAAAAUACGCAUAGUAAAACAAAUGGCAACAAAGCGAAAGCCAGUGCACUCGCAAACGGGGCCCACAUUGCAACGUCCUAGCAUGAACUUCCGGCCGGGGAUGAAUGACACGACAGCACGCGCCGAGGCCAAAGGCACACGACCUACGGCAACACCAACUUCGAUAAAGGAGGUUCUGACGAUGAUGGUGUUACACGUUUGCAAGAAAAUUAUAUUCUUCGACACGAAUCUCAAGGUGCCACUCUAUCUGGGGAGUUUAUUCUUUGUGUCGCUGGUGGGAGAUUUCCUGCCAUAUCCCAAAACGUACCUAGCAAGGUCGGACAAUUUAUUCAAUGUUUACUUCGUCAAAAUGGGAUGGGCCUGGACGCUGCUGUUCUCGUUACCGUUUCUGGCGAUGACUUCAGUAACGGUGUGCUGUGGAGACCACCAGAGAUUAGUGCGGAACCAUCUUCCCCGGCUGGGAAUCGCCACCGGGUUCUGGUUCGUGUGGACCAAACUAUUCAAUGUGAUUGAAUCGUCCUAUGGGCGUUGUAGUGUACGAGGUUUCGAUUCGAAAUCCGGUUGCCUGAAGGCGGGACACCUUUGGAAUGGAUUCGACAUUUCCGGUCAUGCGUUCAUUCUGAUCUACUCCAGUUUGGUGCUCAUGGAGGAAGCACGGUCUAUUAUCGGUUGGGAGAGCAUCAAGGAGCAUCUUAGGAAUGAGGAACACAACCGAACAAAGCAAGACAGCUCGCAAACGACUAAUCCAUUGAAGAGUCUCAAGGAUGACGAUUUGAAGGCGUUGAAAUACUUUUACACACGAUUUACUCCGACGAUCCGGUUGCUGUUCAUUGGAAUGACUAUGCUGCAGCUUCUUUGGGACAUUAUGCUCGUCGGCACCAUGCUGUACUACCACAGGAUGGUAGAGAAAGUCCUAAGCGGAAUAAUCGCCGUUUUGACGUGGUUCUUCACGUACCGAGCUUGGUAUCCUGCGGCUUCCCUCUUGCCCGACCCCGUAGGCAAAGGAAUGUUCAAUUAUCAAUCCACAUCCAAACCAGCCGAAAUCGGCAUCCGGAGAAGAGCUAGUCUCCUCCAGCCGAACUCAUCCCAAACGCAGGACAUCCCGAAGUUUAUGGGCAUGCCACUGUACGCAGCACGGCAGCAACAGAAUGCCACUGCAUCGACCGCCGGGCUAGGCUCCCCGACGGAAAGCGGAAACAUGGGGCAAGGCUUCCCUGCAUCAUCCUCCUCCUAUGUAAGUAACAUCAACGCAGCACGGUUAGGAACGGCAUUUGGCGAAACGACUGGUCCGCCGUUCUCGAGGUUUCAGCAAAGUGCGCACCGCAGUAGGUUUGAUUGAGAUUUUCCUGAUUGACACACACUUAUUACUUAUGGUGAGAGGCUGUUUCUUUAGUUGUAAAUUGAACAGUGACUAUCGUAGUAAGACACCAAAAUCUGUGAACAGAAGUUCUUGCUUGCCUUCCAACGACGCUAUUAUAGUUUCAACAAAUUUACUGAUUCAAGUCUGGCACACUGUGCUUCUCAGACACAAAGAGGUGGCAUUUCAUUGUCCUGUUGUUUUUUUUUUGUUAAAGUUUAAAUUUUAGUUCUAUUUAUGUUUAAUUUGAAUUGUUCAUUCAAUCACACACACUACGUACUACGUAUUCUUAAAGAAUUGUAAUUAACAAUGAAAAACUAUCAACAAUGACCAGUGCAUUAAGGAAAUAAUUGAUGUGUUUGCUUUUAUUUAUAUCGACCAGAUGAAGGUAUUGGGAGCACACCAUCGGUUGCAUUAGAUGCCCUUCUCAAUAUGUUACCAUUGCAUCAAUUUGUUCAACUGCAAGCGGCAAAAAGUGCCCUGCAGUUUCUGCGUCACAACAAACUGCUAGAAGCUGAUCUCGUAAGACAUUUGAAGAUCGUCAAAGACUUCAAUUUAAACUCAGAUAUUAAAAUAGAUCCUAGAGGAUUAGAUGAUUACGAAGACCAACUAUGACUAUGAUGUUCUAUUCCCUUUAAUGUGGUUUAACCAAGCCGCUAUAUUUGGGAUUCAGGUGGGCCAAGCUUACGUCCAGGUUCUUUUGUAUUUUAUGCUGAUGGGUCUAAGAUGGAGAAAAAUACUGGUGCUGGAGUUUUUGGUCCAGGUAUACUGCCCCCACUCGCAUAACAGUCCCAUUUAAUAGGAAACCAAGCAAACAUGGGACUGUUAUGCGAGUGGCGGCAGUAUAAGUAAAGCUAUACCAAAUGGGAUGUAGUCCCACUGUUUUUCAAGCAGAGAUUCAAGCCUUAUUAGGAGCUGCUCUAAAUGCACUAAGCCACUAAGGACAUUCACGCGCCAGUCCAAGCUAGUGUGAGAAUGCAUUCUUUCUCUGAAGCAGUUGGCCAGUAGGAACAAAGUAACAUUAUACUGGGUGCCCGGCCAUUGUGAAAUUCAGGGAAAUGAAAACUCCGACAAUCUAGCCAGACAGGGUGCAGCAUCGAGCUUCGUAGGCCCUGAACCAUUCUGUGGAGUUCCUGAGUGUACUCUUAGGACGAAACUAAAACUAUGGGAAAUGUCUACGGUAGAAUCCAAUUGGAAUGCCACGGAUACAUCCAGACAAGCAAAAAAGACCUAGUGCAGCAAAAGCAAAAGCCAGGACCAUGCUAAAUUUAAACAAGAGAGACCUGAGGGUAAUAACGGGCCUGAUGACCGGUCACUGCCCCAGUAAGUACCAUCUACACAAAAUUGGAAGAAUCCAAUCAUCUGAGUGUCGUUUUUGCCAAGGUGAAAACGAAAUCGCUAAACAUUUACUCUGCAGCUGUGGAGAGCUAUCCAAUCAAAGGUUGUCAAUAUUCGGAAAAGGGUCAUUAGAGCCCUUGGAAGUUUGGCAAUGUAAUCCUAAUAGGGUAAUAGACUUUCUAAAACGAGUUGUGCCUAGUUGGGAUCAAGUGCUAUAUCAACCAAUGUCCAUCACAGCUCAAUUGUGACAGGAUAAUCGAUUAUGGAGUAUGGAGUAUCACCAGUGGCCCGCGGCAGUAAAAGGUUGGACGAGCCUGCUGUAGAUGCUAGCCAGUCGUCCUUUAUCGAAAAGCACCGAAACAUCAUUGAAGCAUGGAACGUAUUUUCCGGAGAUAAUCGAUCAUUAUAGAUACGCCCCUAAGUAUUUCGUAUAUUAUCAGAAAUUUCAACAAGAAAAUUUGCAAGGAUACUAUCAAUUUCUCAAACUUCUUUAGGAAAGUUUCCCAGGACUGUUUUAUAAAUUCCUAAAAAAAAAUGAUCUGAAAAUUCCUAAAUGAAUUUUGUAACAGUUUUCAUCAAUGCAUUCUAAAGCCUGGAACACAUAGCGUCCGUUCCGUCGAGGUUUGCGUUUUUUUGACAGUUUUCCCAUGUGAAAUGUGUCAAACUAGUGUCACGCACACGCAAACGUAUGCAUUGUGUGGGGCACUUAAGGUAAUGCUUUGUAUAACUGUCUUUAAUCAAUUAUUCUAAAACGCAUUAAAUGGAUAGAAAGUUUCCCAGAACUGUCUUAGAAAUUCCUGAAAAAAUCAUCUGACAAUUCCACAAUGAAUUUUGUAAUAGUUUUCAUCAAUGCAUUCUUAGAUAAUGCUUUGUAUAACUGUAUUUAUUCAAUUAUUCUACCCACGCCUUUGAUAUAAAUGGACAGGAAUUUCUCAUAAAAUGGAUUGAAAAGUCGGAAACUUUAAUAUUCGAAAUAAAUCUACAUCGUGUGACAUAAGUGUCUUUCAAAAUGUUUUUAGCAUUGUUAUGCCAUAAACACCACUCGGAAAUACGGCCGAUUCCGAUUCGCAAUAAGAGAUUAAUAGAUUGCAAAACACAUCAUGUUUUCCUUAUAGCAACGGGAUAUCCAUACCACUUUUGGAAAAAUAUCACAUCAACAUUUUUUGUAGAAUUCAUUCACAACUAAUUUCCUUAUCGAACCUACAUGACAAAUAAAGUAUAUCGAGCACGAGUGUUGAGGAUAAAACCAUCGAUUUAAUAUAAUUCUAAUUAUAAUAACUACAUUUGGUGAUUGGCUGUUUUCGAGCGGUUAAAACAUAGAUGGUUUAUAAUAAAUCUACCAAAGUUUCUAAAAAAAAACAA
This is a messenger RNA of Aedes albopictus (Asian tiger mosquito), 4261 nucleotides long. RefSeq names its product acyl-coenzyme A diphosphatase FITM2 (gene Fitm). Bases 227 to 1543 code for a protein of 438 amino acids. Gene Ontology annotation, molecular function: coenzyme A diphosphatase activity. Gene Ontology annotation, biological process: phospholipid biosynthetic process; lipid droplet organization; lipid storage. The record is from RefSeq and is a predicted model, not a curated record. The transcript is spliced from 2 exons. Gene Ontology annotation, cellular component: endoplasmic reticulum membrane. Lineage: Eukaryota; Metazoa; Arthropoda; Insecta; Diptera; Culicidae.